Messenger RNA from Limulus polyphemus (Atlantic horseshoe crab), 2199 nucleotides. Its product is annotated as ATP-dependent RNA helicase DDX24-like. Gene Ontology annotation, cellular component: nucleolus. The record is from RefSeq and is a predicted model, not a curated record. Gene Ontology annotation, molecular function: RNA helicase activity; nucleic acid binding; ATP binding. The transcript has 14 exons. Bases 58 to 2181 code for a protein of 707 amino acids. NCBI's taxonomy places the organism in Eukaryota, Metazoa, Arthropoda, Merostomata, Xiphosura, Limulidae.
GAAAGAGUGAAGUAAAAUACAAGGUAGAUCACUGCGCCAUCUAUUCACGUGGUUGAAAUGGCUCGUAAAAAGACGAGUAAAACUAAAAAAGUUUUAAAUUGGAAACCUGUUACAUUAGAUUUAGAUUUAGCUGGACAAGGUGAAUUUGAGGGACUUGUUGGAUUUGAAGAACUAGAUUGUUACGAAUUGGUUAAAGAUUCUAAAGGAGGAGCUGUAAUUGUUGGUAAUGACAAGCACGCAUCUGCUAAGCCUAAGGUGAAGAAGAACGAAAAAAGAAAUAAAAAUGGCUCAUUUAAAAAAUUUGGUGUUAAGAGGAUGUCAAGGGUAUCGGAGAAUAAACAUCAAACAGAUGCAGCAAACCACAAAGAAGUUAAAAAGAAAGGUCUGAAAAGGAAACUAGAUGGCACUGUUGUAACUGAAACAAAGAAGAAAACAGAGACUUCAAAUGAGAAUAAAGGUGUUGAGUUAGUAAAUCUUCAAGAAAGAGAUAUGUCAGCUUGGACAAACCUGUUUGUUCCAAAUUCAGUACUAAAAGCUUUGGGAGCAAUGAAUUUUACCUCUCCUACCCCUAUUCAAGUUCUGAGUCUUCCACCAGCAAUAAGAGAUCGUAGAGAUAUCAUUGGUGCAGCAGAAACUGGUAGUGGAAAAACACUAGCAUUUGGAAUUCCAAUUGUUCAUCGAAUUUUGGAAGAGAAAGACUACAUAAAAAGGAACCAAACAGAGAACAACAAAGAUCUUCCUGCUUGUCCUUUAAGGGCCCUAGUGCUGACUCCUACUCGAGAACUCGCUAUCCAAGUAAAGAAACAUCUUGAAGCCAUCAUGAGAUUCACUGACCUAAAGGUAACAGUAGUAGUUGGUGGAAUGGCUCCUCAGAAGCAGCAACGCUUGCUCAAAAAAUGCCCUGAAAUAGUUGUUGCGACACCUGGCCGGCUGUGGGAACUUAUUGAAGAGGGUGAACCACAUCUGAACCAAGUAUCAAAUAUCAAAUAUCUUGUCAUUGAUGAAGCUGAUAGAAUGGUGGAGAAAGGACAUUUUUUAGAGCUAAAACAAUUGUUACAACUUAUCAAUAGGGAUGAAGAAAUGCGAAAGAAGCGUCAGACGUUUGUAUUCUCUGCCACUCUUACAAUGAUUCAUGACCUGCCACAGAGGUUAUUACUCAAUAAGAGAAAGUACAAACUCACACAGAAGGAAAAAUUGGAGUUGCUGAUGUCAGAGUUGGGCACAAGAGAUAAACCUAAGAUCAUUGAUUUAUCUCGAAGAGUUGGAACAGUAGAGACGCUAACGGAAGCUUGCAUCAACUGUAGCUUGAAAGAAAAGGACUUGUAUUUGUACUACUUCCUGCUGACAUACCCUGGAAGAACACUUGUGUUCUGUAACAGUAUCGACUGUGUUCGACGUCUGAAGAAUGUGUUAGAUCUUUUAGCAUGUUCACCAUUACCACUCCAUGCAUCGAUGCACCAACGGCAACGACUUAAGAACUUGGACAAAUUUACUACCAGUGAGCGAGGUCUGUUGUUGGCCACAGACGUAGCAGCAAGAGGACUAGACAUUCCUGGAGUUGAACAUGUUGUUCACUACCAGGUGCCACGCACGGCAGAGAUCUAUGUUCAUCGUAGUGGACGUACAGCAAGAGCUCAGAGAGAGGGCCUGAGUCUGAUGUUAGUAGAGCCACAGGAAGUAACUUUUUACCGUAAACUAUGUAAAACCUUGAACAGGGAUGAGGACCUUCCAUUAUUUCCUGUUGACCGUGCAGUCCUUAUUAUGGUCAGAGAGAGGGUAAACUUAGCUAAACAGCUUGAUGUGUUGGAGCAUAGACAUCGACAACGCUUAGCUCAAAAUAAUUGGAUUAAGAAGGUUGCAGGUGAAAUGGAUCUAGAUGUGGGGGAUAAAGAAGAUAACUUCUUACAUGACAUGCAAGACCCCACUGAACAAAGCGGGAAUAUAAAACAGAUAAAAGUCAUGAAGAAGUCUCUGCUGACUAUGCUUAACCAGCCAGUAGUUCGUCGAGGCACAGGUGGAAGCUAUCCAACCAAGUCUGGAAAACUGACCUUACCUUAUGUUCAGAGUCAGAAGAAAGCUGUAACAGUUGUCCAGGGUGAUGUCGCUGAAAAUAAACGGUUCAAGCCAAUGGGUAGAAGGAAAAAAUUGUAUAAAAAAAAUACUUGUAAAGGUCACCAUUAAAGUUAUUUUUAACCUUCA